AUGACACCAAAACUUUAUCUCGGGCUUGUAUCCUUUUCCUUCUCCUCAUUGGCGAUUUUUCUAAACUUCCUAAUUGCUCCUCCUAUUAUACACUUAGCGUUUGUAGAACGGAAGAACACUUUCUAUGUGAUUGCAUUUUUCAACCUGCUCUCCGAUCUUCUUCAGCUUUUUGCGAUGUUUUAUCUAUCGAUUUCGAUGUUAGCCGAUCACUAUCUUUUAAUUUAUGAGCGUAUGGGUUGGGCCAACUUAUUGGUCGGAGGCUGUUUCAUUGGCGCUUGGUACAUGGAAGGCUUUUUGCAGAUCGUGAUGUCGGCUAAUCGAUUCACAAUAAUAACUCUCAACAAACAUCAUGUAUUCACACACAAAUUCACUUUUACCUUAUUCUUCUUCCUGGUGUCAGCCGCCGUGUUUUCCGUUAUUUCCAAUCAAUUUCUAUUCCCCUGCUGCCAAUUCAUCGUAGAUCAAGAAAUGAUGGUUGUUCUGUAUGUGGAUGUAGACGAUAUGUAUUCAUAUUCCAAUCUAAUGAAUAAGGUCUACAGCAUCAGUGCUGCUUCGAUGGCUUCAUUCUUCUACUUUCUAGUGCUUAAUACAAUUCGAAAAACCACGAAGAUUGUGUCCAGCAGUAUUAGUAAGCAGAAUCAGAAACGAGAUAUAAAGUACUUGCUCCAAUUUGUAUUCAUCCUGAUUUUCUACAUCCUGGCUUUCGUAUUCUAUGAGACAAUGGCUAUUGUUGUACCUCCCGGUCAUGAGGAGUGGUAUUUUGUUCUCACGCUCAUGGUUAUAUUGAAUUGCUCAUCCAAUCCUAUUGUAUACCUCUCGUUAAACAACGAUAUCCGGAGAGAGUUGAAAAACACACGGUGCUGCGCAAUAUUCCAGAAAAGCCAAAGCACAAGCCUAAUCUUUGUUUUACCUGCUGGUCAUGCAAAUACCGUUUGA
Caenorhabditis briggsae is the source of this 936-nucleotide messenger RNA. Lineage: Eukaryota; Metazoa; Nematoda; Chromadorea; Rhabditida; Rhabditidae. Gene Ontology annotation, molecular function: G protein-coupled receptor activity. The transcript has 4 exons. Gene Ontology annotation, biological process: G protein-coupled receptor signaling pathway. Gene Ontology annotation, cellular component: membrane. The coding region runs from base 1 to 936 and encodes 311 amino acids. The record is from RefSeq and is a predicted model, not a curated record.